Molecule: messenger RNA, 1766 nt
Organism: Phacochoerus africanus (Common warthog)
Lineage: Eukaryota; Metazoa; Chordata; Mammalia; Artiodactyla; Suidae
Gene: ECHDC1
Product: ethylmalonyl-CoA decarboxylase 1
Exons: 7
Coding region: 761-1684 (307 amino acids)
Biological process (GO): fatty acid beta-oxidation
Cellular component (GO): cytosol
Molecular function (GO): enoyl-CoA hydratase activity
Source: RefSeq, a predicted model, not a curated record
GCGGGGUGCGACCGAGCGGAAGGGGAAGUUGGCGCCACUGGGUCCUCCAGGACUCUGUGUCGGUGAGGACUGAAUAGCGCAUAUCUUCUAGGAGAGAACCACUUUAUAGCUCUUCUCCACACGAAUUGCAAACAGCCGCCCGCGCGAAGCCGCCACGCAAGCUCACUGCCGUCAAUACGUCAGUACGCCAGGACGCAGUACUGAGGGAUGCAAAGGCCUUUGCCAGCCGGAAAAUAAGCCAGGAUUUAGGAGCAUCCGUUCCCGACGAGCAGAAGGGAAACCUCAAAGCUCAUGGAACAGGAGUCCGCCUUCCAGGUUCACUCAGGACACGACGAUGGAGCACCUGUCACAGCGAGGAGACUCCGCGGCAGGGGCGGGGUUUCUGGGUCUGGGGGGUGCCAGGCCGGGAGCGCAGUAGGGUCCCCAGGGAGAAAAAGCAGAAGCGAGGAAGGAAAGAGGACGCGGAGAAGCUAAGGGACCUGGGGCGGCAGGGGCGGGGAAGCGAGAAGGAUUUUAGCGGAAGUGGAAAUGGGGGCAGCUGAGGGGAUGAGGGGCGGGGUGCGACCGAGCGGAAGGGGAAGUUGGCGCCACUGGGUCCUCCAGGACUCUGUGUCGGUGAGGACUGAAUAGCGCAUAUCUUCUAGGAGAGAACCACUUUAUAGCUCUUCUCCACACGAAUUGCAAACAGCCGCCCGCGCGAAGCCGCCACGCAAGCUCACUGCCGUCAAUACGUCAGUACGCCAGGACGCAGUACUGAGGGAUGCAAAGGCCUUUGCCAGAAAUGGCAAGUCUUUUAAAGACUUCACCUGUUCCUAUAAGGACAAAAUUUCUACAUCAAAUAGGAUUGUCACUUUAUAAUACCUCUCAUGGCUUCCAUGAGGAAGAAGUGAAAAAAAAACUUCAGCAGUUUCCUGGUGGAUCUGUUGACCUCCAGAAAGAAGAAAAUGGCCUUGGCAUUCUUACUCUGAACAAUCCAAGUAAAAUGAAUGCCUUCUCAGGUGUUAUGAUGCUGCAGCUUCUGGAAAAAGUGAUUGAGUUGGAAAAUUGGACAGAGGGGAAAGGUGUCAUUGUCUAUGGGGCAAAAAAUACUUUCUCCUCAGGAUCUGAUCUGAAUGCUGUGAAAGCACUAGGAACUCCAGAGGAUGGAAUGGCUGUAUGCAUGUUCAUGCAAAACACCUUAACAAGAUUUAUGAGACUUCCUUUAAUAAGUGUUGCACUGGUUCAAGGUUGGGCACUGGGUGGAGGAGCAGAAUUUACUACAGCAUGUGAUUUCAGAUUAAUGACUACCGAGAGUGAAAUCAGAUUUGUCCACAGGGAGAUGGGCAUAAUACCAAGCUGGGGCGGUGCUGCACGACUGGCUGAAAUAAUCGGCAGUAGACAAGCUCUUAAAGUGUUAAGCGGGGCCCUCAGACUUGAUUCAGAAAAAGCUUUACACAUAGGAAUUGCUGACGAGGUCUUGCAAUCUUCAGAUGAAACUGAGUGUCUCAGAGAGGCACGAGAGUGGCUACAGCAGUUUAUCAAAGGGCCACCAGAAGUAAUUAGAGCUCUGAAAAAAUCCAUUUCUUCAGGCAGAGAGCUUUGUUUAGAGGAGGCAUUGCAGAUGGAAAGAGAUCUUUUAGGUACAGUUUGGGGUGGACCUGCCAAUUUAGAGGCUAUUGCUAGGAGAGGAAAGUUUAAGAAAUAGUUUUAAAAAAAUAUGUACUCUAAGUAAAACUCCAAUGAUUAAUACGUAUAGAAGUUAAUAUUAAAUGUGAAUGUCACAACUA